Messenger RNA from Monosiga brevicollis MX1, 1577 nucleotides. RefSeq lists its product as uncharacterized. Gene Ontology annotation, molecular function: nucleic acid binding; RNA helicase activity; ATP binding. The transcript is spliced from 14 exons. Bases 1 to 1422 code for a protein of 473 amino acids. The record is from RefSeq and is a predicted model, not a curated record. NCBI's taxonomy places the organism in Eukaryota, Choanoflagellata, Craspedida, Salpingoecidae.
AUGAGUUUCGAGGACCUGAAGCUCAGCAGCUGGCUCAUUCGUCAAUGCCGCAACCUCAACUUUACACGGCCGACCGCAGUCCAACAGGCCUGCGUUCCUGCUAUUCUCAACGAUGAGGACGUGUACGCAGCCGCCAAGACCGGAUCGGGCAAAACGGCUGCAUUUGCCCUGCCCAUCCUGGAGCAGCUGAGCCAUGAUCCAUAUGGUGUCUACGCCGUUGUCCUCACGCCCACUCGUGAACUCGCUUUUCAAAUCAGUGAUCAAUUCCAGUCUCUCGGCAAGCCCAUCGGCGUUCGCGUCGCAACCAUCGUCGGUGGCAUUGACUCGAUCAAGCAGGCCGUUGAACUGUCGCGCCGGCCCCACAUCAUUGUGGCUACCCCUGGUCGACUGGCGGUUCACACCUUGGUGCUGGACGAAGCCGAUCGACUCAUGACCAACGAAACACUGCAAGGCCACUUGGACGUCAUCCUUGAUGCUUUGCCCGAGGAGCGGCAAAAUCUUUUGUUCAGUGCCACGCUGCUGGAAGAGCCCUCGGGCAAGAUUAGCCAGCAGCUGCACCGCGACCUCUUUCGCUACUCGGAAAUCAAGGAGGAAGCGACCGUCACCACCUUGCGCCAGCGCUACGUCUUCCUGCCGGCACACAUGCGUUUUCCCUACCUGAUUCACAUUCUUCGUCAACUGCACGACGACAAGAACAACAGUAUUGUUCUCUUUGUUCCUACGUGCCGCCUUUGCGAAGAGCUUGCCCUCACGCUGCGCGAGCUCGAUUUGCGCUGCACAGCCCUCCAUUCACAGGCAAGGAUGUCACAAAAGGCGCGCCUAGAUGCCUUGCACAAGUUCAAGUCAAGCUUUAUUCAUAUUUUGCUUGCCACAGACGUUGCCAGUCGUGGCCUCGAUAUUCCAACCGUCACCUACGUCAUCAACUACAACGUGCCUCGUGCACCCGAAGAUUACGUCCACCGAGUCGGCCGCACGGCUCGUGCCGGCCGUGGUGGCAUGGCCAUUACAUUGAUGGAUGAACGGGACAUUGAGCUAUUGCAAGCCAUCGAAGAACACAUUAACGUCAAGCUCACAGCCUACGAUGACAUCAAGGAUGAAGAGAUUGUGCAGUCUAUGAACAAGAUCAACAUUGCACGCCGUGCAGCUGAGCUCCAGCUGCUGGAAUCAGGGUUUGAUGAACGUCUACAAGCACGCAAGGCCAAGCUGAAACUCAUGCUGGCUAAUUUGUGUGCACAGCUGGCCAGCCGCAAGGCUGCCGCCAAUGACGACGAGAGCGCAGGCUCAGAAGACCAAACGAUGCCCCCGGGCAAGCGUACCAAAGGGCAAAAGUCUUCCAAAAGUGCCUCCCAGCCGGCGACGCCCAAAACCGGCGCCAGCAAGCCCCAGCGCCGACGCAACAGCAAGACACCUCAAAAAGCAUAAACACCUUCCUUCUCGCCAUAUCCGCGGGGCCGUGCCUCGGACUGACAGCUCACAGCUUGCAAUCGAAAAUCCACGCCCAAAACUUCACCGCCACGUGCCACUCAAGCAACACAUUUUUUGAAGCCGACCCAUCAUUCACAAUUGGGGAACUGGUC